This is a messenger RNA of Nicotiana attenuata, 309 nucleotides long. Its product is annotated as putative defensin-like protein 160. The coding region runs from base 29 to 262 and encodes 77 amino acids. The transcript is spliced from 2 exons. The record is from RefSeq and is a predicted model, not a curated record. Lineage: Eukaryota; Viridiplantae; Streptophyta; Magnoliopsida; Solanales; Solanaceae.
UAUACUUUCAUAAUAUACUUUCAUAAGAAUGGCCAAGCUUGUAAACUCUGCUCUUUGUUUCCUUCUGAUUAUUGCAGUUGCGUUGGCAAUUACUCAAGUGAAUGCACAGAAGAGAUGUAGUGUGGUGUUGAACCCAGAGGGGUGUGUCCUUUUUGACUGCAAAAAGGAAUGCUUUCAGAAAUACAACGGGAAUGGACUUUGCUCAAGUUCUGGCGCCACUAUUGGCCAAUACAUUUGCACCUGCGUUUAUAAUUGUACUUGAUCAAUUCCCUUUUGAUGUAACUCUGAUUCAAACAUAUACUUGACUUA